UUUCAUCGUCUUAGAGAGUUCAUCUUCCAUGGCUAGAGAGAUGGAGAAGGCAAGGAAGGUCACCUCCCCUAAGAUCACUUCAACUAGUUCAGGUCCGAAGAGCCCGCCAAGGAACGGAGGGUCUCCACCUCAUAAGAAGAACAUCACCGAGCCACGAAGCAAAAAUGAGCAGCAGAGCUUCCGUAAGGGAGGCCCAGACUCGGCAACUCACGAUGAGAGCAGACGUCAUUCUCCAACUUCAGAAACCUCACCCAAGAAAUCGACAAAACACGAGCAACCGCUGAGCUAUUGCAGGCUUCACACCGAGGAACGAGCCAUAAGGCGAGCUGGUUACAAUUACCAGGUUGCAAGCAAGAUAAAUACCAUGGAAAUUAUUCGUAGAUUUGAGGACAAGUUAUCGCAGGUGAUGGAGGAGCGUGAGAUCAAGAUGAUGCGGAAGGAGAUGGUUCCGAAGGCCCAGCUUAUGCCAGCGUUUGACAAGCCAUUCCACCCACAGAGGUCGAGGAGGCCCCUUACCGUCCCCAAGGAGCCGAGCUUCCUGAGGCUGAAAUGCUGCAUCGGCGGAGAGUUCCAUCGCCAUUUCUGCUUCAACGGCAGCGGCGGUGCAAAGGCCAUCCAUUGAUACAACAUCGAUUAUGAUGUGUAUUUUUGCCGAUCUCGGUUAUUCUACUGCCGUGCCAUGCAUGCGUAGUAGUGUUUCAACUCUUGCUUUGCUGCCAAUCGUUUUCACGUAGCUAGUAGCGCUUUCUCUUUCUUCUUUUUCGCCCCUCUCUUCUUUUCUUGAUUUCUCUCUUCUUCUUCUUUGAAUUGCGCCACUCAAA
Molecule: messenger RNA, 821 nt
Organism: Lolium rigidum
Lineage: Eukaryota; Viridiplantae; Streptophyta; Magnoliopsida; Poales; Poaceae
Product: protein TPX2-like
Exons: 7
Coding region: 29-622 (197 amino acids)
Biological process (GO): mitotic spindle assembly; activation of protein kinase activity; regulation of mitotic spindle organization
Cellular component (GO): mitotic spindle; nuclear microtubule
Molecular function (GO): microtubule binding; protein kinase activator activity
Source: RefSeq, a predicted model, not a curated record